AUGCUGCACUCCACGACAUCGACGAGUUCUUUUAUCGUCAAUAAAUACUCGAGGUCUCAUCCUUCUCCCUCGGCUAAUUCUUCCGGCUCAAAAGAAGACGGAGUGACGUCCUCCCAAAAUGCCGAAGUCGAAUGGCAGCACUUCACUAAUCCUACGAUACGACUCGUCUUAGACAUCAAGAAAGCGUCAACUGACGAGCUUGAGUCGGUUAGGCUGCGCAUUUUGUGGUAUAUGGAUUCAGGAGGUGCAGCGGAUUUUGGUAAGACGGAGCCUGUCGUGUUUGAGGACGUCGACUUAUUCUCGUUCUCUUCGUUGGACAAUAAUCACACAAAUACUGGUCAAGGGCUUCCUCUCAAAGCUGUCUACAGAGAUUGUGUCGUGGGAAUUCGGUAUCUACACCCGCAAACUGUACCUCUUUUCACCCUUCCCAUAUACCGUCGAUUUCAAGUCACCUUUGACUCUGCUCCAUCCGCGAAUCAAUUCAUCAACGCCAUUCGUCCCGUUUGUCCCUGCAAAACAAACAGCGCCGCAGCCCCUGUUCCUGCUCGAGCCGGAACCAUGGCCGGGGGUCCCAUCCCUCCUGGCCCUUUGUCAUCUGUCCCCGCCAAUCGACAGAUGAGCAUGAUACCAUCGGGCCUUGUUUCCUCUCAAACUGGCUCAACCUCGCUCACAAACCCACCACGUCUUCCUGUGCUUCGUCCUGCUGUCUUCACGCCUGCCGCUUCGAGCGUCGCGCCCUCUUCUAGUCCAUCUGGAACAAACUUCCCAACCAGUGACUCUACUACUUCUUUCUUCUCUCUGCCUGUCAACACCAGCUCUUCUCAGCCUUCUUCCGCUCCCAACGCUCAGGCUCAGAGACUCAAGGGCUAUAGCAGCGGAAUGCCUACGCCACCCUCCUUAAGCCAGACAAGCUCCUCUUCCCUUCCGGCUUCUUCACCUCCUCGACCAUCUUCUGCACUUCGUGAUGAGGCUCUCAUGCCGCCACCGCCUUUGCCCACACAGCCACGACCUUCUGGGGGCACUAGAAACGAUACCAAUCCUCCGCAGGACAACCCCUCAGUUGUCCAGACACAGCUUCCUGACAGAGAGGCAUUCUUGGACUCUUUGCGAGAUACGCCGGCGUUGUAUGAUCUUUCGCGCUCAGAACUGGAGAAACUGGUCUGUGAGGUUAUAAGGGAGCCUGGAUUUCUGAAGCUGCUGGAGAAGCUGGACACUCUGUGGGCGGUGAAGGGUGCAUUGGACAUCUGA
Molecule: messenger RNA, 1248 nt
Organism: Stereum hirsutum FP-91666 SS1
Lineage: Eukaryota; Fungi; Basidiomycota; Agaricomycetes; Russulales; Stereaceae
Exons: 4
Coding region: 1-1248 (415 amino acids)
Biological process (GO): reciprocal meiotic recombination
Source: RefSeq, a predicted model, not a curated record